GCCGCGUGUGCAUAUGCCCUCCCCGCCUCUCUCCAGCUGAUGCCCGCGCCCUGUCAAUCUAUACCCCAGCAGAGAGAGAACGGGGGAAACCGAAACAGAGCGGGUCCGCGGGAGGAAGAGGCGAAUGAAAACAUCCAUGGGUGGCUGUGUGGGCAGUCAUCAUGAUUCUUCAGGCAGUUUAAACGAAAACUCAGACGGAACCGGAGUUGCUCUGGGGCGAAACCAGCCCCUGAAGAAAGAGAAGCCCAAAUGGAAGAGUGAUUACCCAAUGACCGAUGGGCAGCUACGCAGCAAGCGUGAUGAAUUCUGGGAUACAGCACCAGCUUUUGAAGGCCGCAAAGAAAUUUGGGAUGCACUUAAGGCAGCUACACAGGCCUUUGAAAGCAAUGACCAUGAGCUUGCACAAGCCAUAAUUGAUGGUGCCAGCAUAACAUUGCCACAUGGUGUUCUGACUGAAUGCUAUGAUGAGCUGGGGAAUCGCUACCAGCUGCCUGUCUACUGCCUUUCACCCCCUGUCAACAUGAUCGAGGAAAAGAGCGAGUCAGAGACCAUUGAGGUCCCAGAAGCUCCAGUUAACGAAGGCCAGGAGUGUCAGUUACGUCUGCGUCUCUCCACAGGACGAGAUCUACGCCUGGCCGUCCGCACCAGCGACAAUGUCCAGCAGAUGAAGUGCCGUCUGCAAACCCAGGAGGGUGUAGUGGCCACCAGCCAGCGCUGGUUUUUCUCAGGCCGACCACUCACAGACAAGAUGAAGCUGGAAGAACUGAAGAUAUCCAGAGACUAUGUCGUGCAGGUGAUCGUCAGCCAGCCUCCCAUAACCCCCCCACUGCCACAGAACCCCACUCCUGUGGAAAACUAAUGACUCGUUGGGAUAUUAACCACCACACCAAGUGUGUGUAUGUGAGAGGACAUCAGUGUGCAUAGGCCACAAGAUUUUUCAGAAGAUUUCUCUAUUUUUGGAUUGGCCAUUCAAGUCUAGAGUGAACCUCUAGAGGCUUUUCCCUUCAAACACUCACUGCCUUUGAUUUAUAGAUUUUCUAAGGGAGUUGAGACUCAGAUUUUCUGUAUAAAAACCUCUGGUCUAGAACACUGGAGUCCUGAAUUGAUCAGAGAGGUCCACAAAGUAUGGUUUUGGCAAAGGAAACUUUAUAAUGGUUUCUUAUUUUGAAGAUUAUGAAGUUACAAGCUUCAUAUUCUUUUCUUCAUUUUUCUUGUGACGAGAUCAUAUGUCUGCAAGGCAGACCAGGUUAGAACUUGAAUUAUAAAACAGUGACAAUUGGGGCCAAAAGUAUAUUUUAAACUGCUAUUGGCUUUCAGGUACAGGAGAAUAACUUGUUGGACUGUAUUCUUAUUUUUAAUUUUAUUAGAAACUCUGUAACCAAAAAUAUAUAAAGAUUUUUUUUAAAGAGAAGAUGUAACAUGUCACAAAAACAUUGUCGGUUUUGGUUUGUCCAGUUGUCCAUCAUCUUUAAUCUUGUGUUGUUGUUUUUUUCCUUUUUUCCAGAUAAAUUUUUGAUUACAUAAAUUCUCUGAACAGCAUUCAUUCUACUCUUUCAUUUCAAAAGAGGGAAAAUUCAUUAUGUAUGUAAUGUAUGACAAGUAGACAUUUGCCUUUGCCACAGACAUUUAAAUGUGCUUUUAGUGGAGUUGGUAGUUGUCACAUUUGGCAGGUAGAUUUCAGCUUAGAAAGUUAUUCCAAUUAAUUUCCUCCAACAAUCAAAUUCGAUUUUCUCAAUCCCUGAAAGACUAUCUGCUGAAAAGGGAAAAAUUGGAAUUUGGCAAAACUAUGCAUUGUUCCACACAUCCUGAGGAUAUAUAAGGGUAAGAAGGGAGUCAUCAUGUAAUAACUGUGUGUAUACAUGUGAAUGGGGAAGCUACUGUCUCAGUAAGCAAUAUAACGGAGGAAGAAGUAGUUAAUAAAAUAGUAAGUAAAUAGUGAAUAAAUACACACAUAUAAAAACAGUAAAAUAUAAUUUUCUAAAAGGAACCAGACUCAACCCCAUUAGUGCUAUAGUAUCAAAUAAAUGGAUUCAGGGCUUUGUCCUAUUAAACUGAGAGUUGAAAAUAGAGAAAAAAAUGCUUAUUUUAUUGAUAGAGAAUGUGUUUUUAUAAGGUUAAUGAAAUAUUUGCACACUUUAGUAUAUCUGUCUGAUUUUAUUGCAGUAUUGUUUAUUAACAAAAUAUAAAAUAUCAAAAGUUUUAUUAAAGUAGUUUAUUUUCCUUAUUUUCUAAAAAUUAUUUGUUAUUUAUAUAUGUUUUAUAUGUUUUUUUUUAAUAAUAUUUGUUUCAUAUUUAUAUUAAGUAAUUAUUGGUAAUAAUACAAAAUAAGUCACAUCACUUUUGUGUAAACCUCAGGUCUAACUCACAAGUUAAAUAUAUGCUGAAUAUGCACAAGAUACACAUGAAUAAAUGUUAUAUAGGUAUAUUAACCAGUGUUUUAAGAAACUGUGGUUAGUCUUUACUUAUUACUUAUUACUAUGUCUUACUGUUAGUAGAAUGUCUUAAAUAGACUACCAAAAUAAAUAAAGUUUUACUGAAAAUGGAUACAUUUAUGAUAUGUAAUGGUCAGAUAAACUAUUAGGAUGUCACCUUUCAAGCAUGGUCUCCAAACACAGCUUGAUUCUAGAGAAUCACUUAACUAUUUAACUUCUAGCUUCUUUCCUUCUUUAAAGGAAAUGGUAUCUGCAAGUAAUUCCAGUCAGGAUUUAUAAAUAGCCAUAUAUAACCUACUGUAAUCAACAAGAAUACUGCUUAUGUUUGGUGCUUAUUAUUGUAAUGCAUUACUGGGUGUUUCCAUGCAGGCUUGAUAAAAAUACUCCAGCUGGUCCAAAAUGGGUACACUUUGUUUUGUUUUUUUUAAUAAUAUAUGCAGUGACUGACUUUAACUAAAUGGAUACUUGCUAUGAGUACUUGUGACCAUUCUGGAUAAUUUGUGAAAAUCUUUAUGUUCAUAUUGAACAGUUUACUCUUUGUGUUUAUUUAGCACCAUGUUUGUCUCGCUAUCUAUUUUAAAGCUAGUUAGUCCUAUUUAUUCAUGUCAUGAAAGUACAUGUGGCUUUAGUUUAGUGGCUUUGUCAUGUUAUGCAUUUUCAUUGAUGUAUGGUCAUCAGUUUUGGUUUGUGGUGAAACACUAUGAUGAUAAAGGUGUGCACUUUCUCAUGUUAUGCUAUUUUUCCCUAGAAUGUGUAUGUCAUACCAGGACAGUGACUAUGGUGUAAUGCACAAAUGUCACUACCACCUCCUAAAUAUCUGGAUUUUGCAAUCAUGAUUAAAUUAACACACACACACAUUCGCAUUUGGCAGCAGUGACCUAAUUUACAUUCAAAGUAAGCUUCCCCAGAAAGAGCAUGUGAUAUCUUCAGUUAUAUAAGUAUGUGUGUUAGAUCAGUAAGAUUUUUAGUUUUUUAAGAGUCUGUAUUUAUUUGUAAAACAGUAAUUUUAUGAAACAUUAUUGCAAUUUAAAAUGACCGUUUUCUGAUAUGAUAUACUUUAACUCAGGCUACAUUUUCUUUAGCCAUUACUCCAGUUUUCAGUGUCACACGAUCCUUUAUAAAUGUAAUAUGCUGAUUUACAUUAAUACACUGAA
Molecule: messenger RNA, 3586 nt
Organism: Puntigrus tetrazona (Sumatra barb)
Lineage: Eukaryota; Metazoa; Chordata; Actinopteri; Cypriniformes; Cyprinidae
Gene: ubtd2
Product: ubiquitin domain containing 2
Exons: 3
Coding region: 125-859 (244 amino acids)
Molecular function (GO): protein binding
Source: RefSeq, a predicted model, not a curated record